Molecule: messenger RNA, 465 nt
Organism: Chaetomium strumarium
Lineage: Eukaryota; Fungi; Ascomycota; Sordariomycetes; Sordariales; Chaetomiaceae
Product: superoxide dismutase
Exons: 5
Coding region: 1-465 (154 amino acids)
Biological process (GO): superoxide metabolic process
Molecular function (GO): copper ion binding
Source: RefSeq, a predicted model, not a curated record
AUGGUCAAGGCUGUCGCUGUCGUCCGGGGUGACUCCAAGGUCACCGGCACUGUGGUCUUCGAGCAGGAAUCCGAGUCGGCCCCUACCACCGUCACCUGGGACAUCACCGGGCACGAUCCCAAUGCCAAGCGUGGCAUGCACAUUCACACCUUUGGCGACAACACCAACGGCUGCACAUCGGCUGGCCCGCACUUCAACCCUCACGGCAAGACCCACGGCGCCCCAACGGAUGAGAACCGGCACGUCGGUGACCUUGGCAACAUCGAGACGGAUGCCCAGGGCAACUCCAAGGGUUCUGUGACUGACAAGUUCAUCAAGCUCAUCGGCCCUGAGAGCGUCAUUGGCCGGACUGUUGUUGUGCACGCCGGCACUGACGACCUUGGCAAGGGGGGCAACGAGGAGUCGCUGAAGACAGGCAACGCCGGUCCCCGCCCUGCUUGCGGUGUCAUCGGUAUCUCGCAGUAA